UUUUUUUUUUUUUUUUUAGGCAAUAACAAUAUUACAUUUGAAGACGACAAUGAUUGUUAUUGUAUUGAUGUAUUAGAUAAAGCGGAAUAUAAUGGAUUAUGCAAAAGUAUUAUAUAUUUAUAUAAUAUCAUAAAUAUAUAUUGAUUUUAUUUAUUUUUUUUUUAGCUGAUAAUGAUGAAAUGAUUGAAAUAGCCCCAAAUAUUUUAGUCGAGAAUAAACAAGCUGAAUGUUCAAAACAAAGUACAUAUACAUAUAUAAUAUGAAUAGAUCUUUUUUUUUUUUUUAUAAAACUUAUAAAUUAUUUAGGUAAACGUGUACAUAACGAAAAUUCAAAUGGAGUCGCUAAAAAGAAACGUAUGGAAACGAUUACAUCAUCGACAUUUGUUGAAACAAAGUCAGCGUUUGACGGAUUGUGCAAAGAAUAUUUUAAAAAAAACCCUGAUUGUAUUAAAAAAGUUAGAGAUUUUUUAGACAAUUCAAAGCCAGAGAUAUAUGCUAUACUAAUCAAUUCAAUUAAAAACUCUCCUGUAAAGUAUAAUAUUAAAUUAGAGGCCACAUAUAUUAUACCUAAUACAGAUACGAAAGAAAAUAGAGCAUUUAAAACAAGAUCAAGAUCAUUAUUUCAAUCAGACGAUGUCAACAAUGUUUUAGAAUCAGAUUUUAUUGAGAUCUUACAAGAACAAGAAGAUAUGGAACUUAAGGGCAGUGGCUUUUCAUUAGAGAGUAUAGACGGUAUUAUAUUAAACGUAAAUGUAUAUAAACCAUUAGGAGGUUCGUCUUAUAUACCACUUCCGGCAUUUAUAGAGAGGAAAAAGGCAACAAUUAACGUUUUAAACUUUGACGAAAAAUGCUUUAAAUAUAGCAUUUUAGCCAAACUAGUAAAUCCUGUUCAUGCUGAAAGAAUAGGAUCUAAUUAUGUUGAAGUAGAGAACAGGUAUAAUUUUAAAAAUGUAAAUUUCCCGGCUUCAUUAAACGAUGUUGUAAAAUUUGAAAAAACAAAUAAAGUUUCAGUUAAUAUAUAUAGUUUAAAAAACGGAGAGCUCAAAUAUAAAAAUAACGUAAAAAAAAAAAAUUCAAAAAGAAUAAAUUAUACCACAACAAAACCUGAACAAACUAUAGUUUAUCCAGUAAAAGUAUGCGAGGAAGAACUUGAUGAUCAUCAUGAUUUAUUAUUAUUUGGCGAUGGGACGGGAAAACAGCAUUAUUGUCGUAUAACAAAUUUAGCAAAGUUAAUCGGAGCGCAACUAACAAAAAACGGACACGCUAUGUCAUUAUGUAAACGGUGUUUUAAGACCUACUUUGGUGUUAACCGUUGCGGGGUUACCGCAGAACAACGCCUUAAUAACCACAAAUUAAAUUGUAAUAAAAAUAAGCCACUAAUACCAUUAUUACCACGUCCUAAUACGUACAUGAAGUUUGAAAAUUGGGAACGUACACGCAAACAUCCAUUUUCAAUUUAUGCAGACUUUGAAUCAAUAUUAGAAAAAAAUAGUAAUAAUGAUUCAAAUAAUACAAACAUUAUUCACCAUCAUGAUGUCAUGAGUUAUUGCUAUUAUGUCAAGCCGAGUGAUGAUAUACCAAAAGAAUUGUUAGACAAAUAUGAUAUAGAGAUGGGACCAGUUGUGUUCAGAGGAGAUUCGAGUUUUAACAGAGGUGAUGUUGCAAAGAAAUUUAUGGAAGAAAUUGUUAAAGUUGCCCUUAAAAUAGAAAAAAUAUUUAACGUCAAUGUGCCGAUUGUAAUGACUGAUGAAAAUAAAAAAAAUCAUCAAAAUGUCGUCGCUCAAGGAUCAUGUCCAUUAUGUAAAUCGAAAUUUAUCAAAACUCAAAAUAAUGCUGUUAAAGAUCAUGAUCAUUUGACUGGAAAGUACAGAGGGACUGUAUGCAGUAAAUGUAAUUUAUUAAUGGAAAAGCCUAGUUUCGUUCCGGUUAUGAUUCACAUUUUAUUGUCACGCAGCUAG
Aphis gossypii (cotton aphid) is the source of this 1958-nucleotide messenger RNA. RefSeq lists its product as uncharacterized. The transcript has a single exon. Lineage: Eukaryota; Metazoa; Arthropoda; Insecta; Hemiptera; Aphididae. The coding region runs from base 357 to 1958 and encodes 533 amino acids. The record is from RefSeq and is a predicted model, not a curated record.